AUGCACCCUGGGGUCCCUGCAGCACUGCGGGUCUCCGAGCCCAGCCCCCGAGAGCUGUGUGCUUUUGUGAGUGGGGCAGCAGCCCACAUGCUCCGGACCCUGCAGCCCAGGCGCACCCGGCCACCCAAGAGGAGGCCCAACCACAGGAGGUUCCUGCAUAACCAGAUCUGCAGGCAGUUCGCCAAGAUUGAGGCUGCCACCCAGCGCCUGGCCCUAUCCAUUCUGUCCCAGGAGGCAACUCCCCAGAGACAGCCAGCCAGAAGGCCACCCUUGCCGCCUCCGUCCCCCUUCCUGGGAGUGGCCUGUGCUGUGGCCCCCAUGGAGGCACCCCACACCAGCCCCAACUUGAGCCUUGCUGCCCUAGAAGCCUCCACUCUUGACUUGUUCGAUGACAUUGCACUCACCCCAGACUCUCCCUCAGUGCCAUGUGAGCUCUCCUCACAGCCCCUGAUUGCUGAUAUUCCCCAGCUUGCAUGGGAUUUGUCCUGUCAGGCUCUGGGCCAGGGAGAGCUGAGGCAGCAGGAUUUGAUGCUGCCACAUUCCUCAGAUCCUCUGCCUCUUACCCAGAAUGCCCAAUGGGGAGGGUCUGAGCCUGGACAUCUGGACUGGGGUUGGGUGGACAGGUGGGAAGUGCCUUGUACCUGGCAUUCUCAGGGGAUCUGCCAGGACUGGGGGACCCCAUGAUGCCCAAAUGCAAUGCAGUCCAGGGUCCAGGACAAAGCAGAGGCCUCACCGGAAAGCCCUCUGACCUACCAUCUGCUCCUUUGCUGACA
This is a messenger RNA of Sciurus carolinensis (gray squirrel), 773 nucleotides long. RefSeq names its product chromosome 16 C19orf85 homolog (gene C16H19orf85). The record is from RefSeq and is a predicted model, not a curated record. The transcript is spliced from 2 exons. The coding region runs from base 1 to 684 and encodes 227 amino acids. NCBI's taxonomy places the organism in Eukaryota, Metazoa, Chordata, Mammalia, Rodentia, Sciuridae.